AAAAGAAAAUUAUAAGACCCAUUUUGCAUCUAAUCGCCUUAAAAGACAAAAAUCGUAGAAGAAUUGAACCAUCAAUAAAACAAUUUACUAUUUCAAAUUUAAAAUGUCGUCGACACCAGAUCCUGAAACACCAACUCCGUCAGGAACACCAACUGAGACACCUAUGCCGUCACCAGGGCCUGAUGCAGUCAAUAAAUUCAACUUCCUAAAGAAAGUCAAAGCAGCCAGAAACAAUCCUUUUGUUAAACUGAGACCAUCUUUGACUAGAGAGAGUUCGACUGCGGAAUUAUUUUCUAGAGAAAAUUCUAGUGCUAAUUUCUUUGAAAAUUCAAGAAUAAAUCUUUUCGAAACUGCGCCAAAACCGGAGGUUUCCUGUUCGAAUGGAAAGGGUAUAUCGUUCCUAGGAUGGCACCAACGUACGAAGCUCGAGCGUGUUCUUCUAAUACUAUGCGGGGUUCUCCUCUUCGCUGUUCUGCUGACGGUCUGCUUGCUACUAACAAUGAGGGGUCCGUCAUCCUAUCUACCUGUGCCUCCCUGCUACCAGCCCGAGCCUAAAGGCGAAAGCAGCGUCUGCCUAUCAAGUUCCUGCAUCUACACCGCCAGCGAAGUGAUCAGAGCUCUGGACGAGACCCAAGAUCCAUGCAAUGACUUCUACGAAUUUGCGUGCGGGGGUUGGAUUAAGAAUAACCCGAUACCAGAGGGGAAAUCCAGUUGGGGCAUCUUUAGCAAGAUCGAGCUGCAAAACCAGUUAAUCAUCAGAUAUGCUUUAGAAAAAGUGAAUGUCAGCGAUACCCAAGGAGCGGAGUCAAAAGCACGUACUUACUACGAUGCCUGCAUAGACACGAAUGAGACCAUAGAGAAACUAGCAGAGAAACCAUUAGUUAAGGUUAUUAAGGAACUAGGAGGCUGGCACCUGUUGAAUACAACUAUGACUAACUCCUUAAGGCCUCAGAAGUGGAGUUUGCAGCGAUUGCUGCAGGACGUGCAAAACAAAUACAACCUAGGCGGCCUUUUUAACUGGGCAGUUACAGAAGAUGAUCGGAAUUCUUCUAUGCACGUUAUAGUGCUGGAUCAAGGCGGACUAAACCUCCCCACCCGAGAUAACUAUCUCAAUAAAACAGCUCAUAAGAAAGUGCUAGAUGCCUAUCUAGACUAUAUGACUCAAAUAUGCGUUCUACUCGGUUCUAAUAAAGCUGAAGCUCGCGAACAAAUGGCCAAAGUAAUACAAUUCGAGACGGAACUAGCUAAUAUAACUACACCAUCAGAAGAUAGAAGAGAUGAAGAAGGAUUAUAUAAUCCGUUUACGAUUAAAGAGUGGCAGAAAGUGGCACCAUUUUUGAACUGGACUGUGUUCUUUAAUGAUGCGUUUAAAGUUGUUAAUAGAACGAUAACAGAGAAUGAGCGAAUAGUCGUUUACGCUCCUGACUAUUUUAGGAAUCUCACAAAGGUCAUAAAGAAGUACAGUCGGACUGACGAGGAUCAGAAGACCCUAACGAGCUAUAUGAUGUGGCAAGUGUCACGUUCGCUCUCCACUUAUCUGUCCAAAUCGUUCCGUGAUGCUACCAAGAUAUUGCGCAAGGCGUUGUUUGGCUCCGAGGGUACUGAGGAAUCCUGGCGUUAUUGUGUAACUGAUACUAACAACGCUAUUGGUUUCGCAGUUGGAGCCAUGUUUGUACGCGAAGUUUUUCACGGUGAAGCGAAAACCCAAGGCGAGAUAAUGAUCGACAACAUUCGGAACGCGUUUAAGAACAACCUCAAGAACCUCGAUUGGAUGGACGAGGAGACCCGGGAAGCGGCUGAAAUUAAAGCUGACGCUAUAACUGAUAUGAUUGGUUUUCCUGACUAUAUCCUGGACAAAAACGAACUGGAUAACCAAUACGAGGAGCUAGAAGUACAUCCUAAUAGGUACUUCGAGAACAACAUCAACUUCAACAAGUACAGUCUUAAGAAAGACUUGAGGAAACUCGAUCAGCCUGUGAAUAAAACUAAAUGGGGAAUGACACCAUCAACUGUAAACGCUUACUACACCCCGACAAAGAACCAAAUAGUCUUCCCGGCUGGUAUACUGCAAUUGCCAUUUUACGAUGGGGAUAACCCCAAGAGCGUUAACUACGGCGCCAUGGGGGUCGUCAUGGGACACGAGCUGACGCAUGCUUUUGAUGACCAAGGUCGGGAGUACGACAGAUAUGGCAACCUAAACCAAUGGUGGAACAACGAGACGGUCAGUCGUUUCAAGAAGCGAGCGGAGUGUAUCCAGAAGCAAUACACUGCGUACAACGAGGAAGGGCAGCAUUUAAACGGGAAACAGACUUUAGGUGAAAAUAUAGCCGACAACGGUGGCUUAAAAGCCUCCUUCCAUGCAUAUUUGGAUUACAGCAGGCAAGCAGAAGUGAAUCACACUUUGCCCGGUCUCAAGUACAACCAUCGGCAGCUAUUUUUCAUAUCUUUUGCUCAGGUGUGGUGUUCUGCAAUGACGAAGGAAUCCACGAAAAUGCAAAUAGAAAAAGACGACCAUACGAUCGCUAAAUAUAGAGUAAUCGGUCCCAUAUCAAACCUAAAAGAAUUUUCUAAAGAAUUCAAAUGUCCCCUAGGGUCAAAAAUGAAUCCUGAUCGUAAAUGCGAAGUUUGGUAAAAAAGAUAAGCUUUUAUCGGCACGGAGCUUUCGAACAUAUGCUGCUUUUCAAUUAGCAGCUUAAAUGUUGCUUUAUUUGAGGAUUAUUAUUGUCAUAGAUUAUUUAACAAAUUGUACUAAUUGUUCUCAUGUCGCAUGCAAGUAAAUUGCUUAUGAGAUUUUUACCACGUUUAUUACAUAAUCUAUGAUGAUGAAUUUAUAAGAAUUUUGAAGGAUGAAGAGCUUAGUGAUGACAAAAACGGGUAUUACAAAUUGAAAUGAUGAACUCUGCACGCUUUAAUGUGUGCAAUUUCAAUUUAGUUAUUCUGGAAUUGAAGUCACAAAAUGUAUUUUUGCUUUUACGUUAGUUGUAACAUGUCAUUAUUAUAAAUACCCUCUGAAAUAUAAAAAAAUUGGUGCAGUCGAUAUCCUAUAAUACAUGGCCCUCUAACCGACGACCUUUUCGUUCUGAGAGCCUUCUUACGCAAUUAAUAAUAAAGUGUAAAGGCGUUCCAGCUCUUUGGUUAAAAUUUGUGUUUAUAUAAAUGUAAUUGUCGUGUCCAGCCUCCGUGUAUGAUGACCAGCGGAUUGACUGGCCAUGAGGCAGACUCACCACACUGACAGAAUUCAAAUUUAGACCGACUUUCUCUUGGACAAAUGACGAAGACCGACUUUCCUUUGAAUAAAACACGACGAGAGUAUUCCUUAAUAGAGAUGCGCUUUGUUAAAUCGUAUUAAAACCCAUUAAUGUCCAAAAUCGAGGGCAAAAACUAUUUACAACUAAAAUACUUGUUACAAAUCGAGUAUAAAUCAUAUAUUUGAAUAAAAGUCGAUUCUAUCUAAUCCAGACGAUUCGAUUUGAUAUAAAUCGAAUUUUUCAUCUAAAAAAGAUUUUGUACAUCGAAAUUUGUAAUAAGUAUGGAAUUAUACCAAAUCCGUAUUCGCCGUUUCAGCCCACGAUUUUGAGCAGAAAUGGCUUAAAACGCGGCUUUUUGGCUAAGAAUCCGGUUAAAAUCCGGGCGGGUUGAUUAGGUUUUAACCCACUAUCCAUCUCCGGCCCUGACUAAACCUCUAACGACAAACCGUACAGGAAUUAAAGAUCAAAAUCGCUUAAAAAGUUUUUUAAAACGUCAUUCCGUUAUUAUACAAUAAGUGAAUCAAAAUGAAUUUUACGGCUCACACAAUAAAGGUUUCUUUAAUACCUUUCUUCACAUUGAUCUAAUCAGAACCAAAUAAGUCGGUUAGGGGAUCAGGUAUCUUAGGAAAUCGACUGUACUCAGUCUGGAGGCGACAUAAAUUUGUUGUCCUAUAAUGAAAAUACCUAGUAUUAAUGUUAGUUUAAGUGACUGUGCAAUGUUUAGUCGUACUUAAAAAGGAAUAUUCGUAAUUUCAAAUACACAGUGCCAUUAGAAUGGAGCGAUUUGACUAUGAACAAAAAAAGCGUGUAGAUAAUCUAUUAUUUUUUACGUAUCACCGUAUCACCCUGUAUCAGAUUAAUAUUAAUUUAAUUUCACAAAAUGCUGGUCAUUUUAAAUAUAUAAUUUGAUUGAUUUGGGUCCUUUUAAACCAAAAAUAUGGCUUUAUUAAGUGCAUAAUAUAAUAUAGUCAUAUAGGUACAUAGUUUGUGUGAUAUAAAAUGGUCAGAAUAGAGUGUUCCAAAUGAGUACAUAAUACGUCUACAAGGAGUGACAUAGAGUGGUUAAAACCGUCAAAUAUUAUUAAGCACUUUUUUGAAUUCCUGAUUUUCGGAAAUAGUUUUACUGCAUCUUAAGAUAAAAACUAAGUACUGUAAAGGGCCUCUCGCUCCGCUACCUGGCGCCUCCACCACUUGUAAAGGGCGUAGUCGUGAGAUGGCGUAGCGAGAGGCACUUUUUAAUGAGAAACGAGGUGGAUUAUAUUCGUAAAUAAAACUUUACUGCGUGUUUUCAGUUCGAAGCUUUUUCUAGAACAACCAAGAUAUUAUUUUUUUACAAUACUACUUUUUUAUAUACAUAUUAUAAUUCUAAAUACAAACCUACAUUCAAUCAGCCAGCACUAAUACAAACCAUAAUGCCUAAUCUACAGUAUUGACCUAGGAAACUGAAGUUGGAUUUUUAAGGCGAGUCACUGGAGGAGAAGCGGUAAAUACUGUUUGUUAGAUCAAAUGAUUUAGGUAUUUACUGUUAAAUAACGGUCUCACAAAAAAUAUAAGAUACAACCUAAGCAUAUUAAUUAAAGAAUGUACUAAUGUAUAACACGAUAGGAUGUAUUACCUGAUCAUAUAACAUCCUGAAAACAGGCGAAAAUAAAAGUCUAAAACGAAUUAUUUCAGAAUAAAAUAUCUAACUUUGCACAUAAUUUUUAUAUGGAGAUAUUUCUAUUAGGCACUACAGAGAACCUGCUAAAUUUUUGUUUUUAACUGAAGUCCUAUUACUAGAUUAAUAAAAUUCACAUUUAUCCCAAAAUUUGCAAAUUGCCCAGUAGUUUAACGACAUGACACUCCUGUUCACUCUACGCCUGUUCUUAUUUUAUUCAUAUUACUUUACAGCGCGCGGAUUGCGGGACGUGAGAGGUGACCCCCCUGCGUUAAAAUAGCUCUACUAAUUCUAGUGGCGCCGUGUUUUUACACGGCGCCACAAGAAUUGUUCUUAUGUAUAAUUAUUAUUAAAUGCAAUAGAAAAUGAAUUAUCUAUUACAUUUUUUUAAAUGCAAUAGAUAAUUAACCAAAGUAAAUAUAUUUUUAAUAGCCUACAAGCAGUAGCUUGUUAUAACAAAUGCGGAUAUUGUACAUACUUUUAUUAACCUACGAUCAUUUCCGGAAAUCUGGAAUUGGAAAAUUUUUAUUAAUUCAUAUGUGGUGGAUUUAACCACUCCAUUACUCCACUUAUUGUACCUAUUGAAGACAUUUAUCGACUCAUUUGGAACAUCCUAUUUCGGCCAUUAGUGAUAUAUUGUGUAUGGUACAUAUAUUGUGUUAUUCGUGUUGUAGGCAUCGCUAACGUCAGAAUUAUGUAAUUAAAAAAUUAAAUAUGCAUAAUUUUGUAUAGUAUUUUUUUUAAACCUUAUUAUUGUAAUACAUAUUUUUAUAUUGUUUAUAAGUAAUUUUUAAAUAAAUAUCGCGUUGCUUUUGGUGUAUGUUGGCCAGUAAUAUUUAUGGUGUAAGUAGUACAAAUAGAACUAAGAAUUCUGGUACAUUGUUACCUAUAAUUAGGCUGUCACAUAUAUUAUACGUAUAAUACUGUCUGAAAGAUUAUGUUACCAAGCGAAAAAUCCACAAAAGAUGACAAUAAUUUUUGUCUCUCAAUGUCACCCCCAAACUCCUAAAAUGUAAAUGUGUCGUCGUCGUAUCUUAUGUGUUAUUCACAUUUCUUAUAAGGAUAUCUCAUUUUUGUACAAUGUGAAAUAAGCUGAUAGUGCUAAUACUAUAAGAACUUUAAAUAGCUAAAAAAUGCCGUAGGAUUAUACAAGGUUAUUAAUGUGAAAUACUAACAACCACGCAUGACUAUACUAUUAUAGUUGGCGAAAUAUUAUUUGCACCGAUUCGUAUUUUCGCUUCAUCUUUGGAAUACAAUACGACAAAAGAGUGAGCCGUCUCGGUAACGCACGUGCUAUCUGUAUAGUGCAAACAGUUCAUUUUAACACUUUUUCGCAUUGGCACUUAAUUCUAAACUUGACAAUCUUUAUGCGGAACCAACUUUGUUGAAUUAGUAAGCAAAGAUUCUGCAGUCGGUAUUUUACGAAGUAUCUGCUGUUAAAAAAUUUACGUAGUAUUGAAGUAGAAUUCAGAAAAAGCAUUGUAACGCACCGAAGACUCGUACGAUGGAUCAAGCGCGUUAAAUCCAUGUAUGCUUUGAGUAAAAGAAGUGUUAAUGGUAUUAUUACUGUAUUGUAAUAGAAAGGAUAAGCCGUUCCAAGAGAUAACAUUCAUCGGUGCAAAUAAUAUUUCUUCAACCAUAAAUAACAUCAUAAACAACAACGUUGUUUCAAAACUUUUCACAAAACAUAAUAAAUUUUCCAAAAAUAAACUUUUAAAUUUAUCUCGUAUUGUCUGUCUGGUAAUAAGCUAUAACUACCAUAUUCAAACGUGCAAGCGUACUGCCCGACGAUCUCCACCCCCACUCUUGCGUUUUCCAUCGGACUGGCAUUCAGUUCUUUCUUUCGUUACCACACAGGGUUAUCACCGUUUAGAGCGAUCUAUUUCAAUAUUUUUAUUUUUGUACGAAAGUAAAAUCGAUGAAUUGAAUAAAAAUUGUUG
Hyposmocoma kahamanoa is the source of this 6845-nucleotide messenger RNA. RefSeq names its product endothelin-converting enzyme homolog (gene Nep3). Gene Ontology annotation, molecular function: metalloendopeptidase activity. The transcript is spliced from 14 exons. Lineage: Eukaryota; Metazoa; Arthropoda; Insecta; Lepidoptera; Cosmopterigidae. The record is from RefSeq and is a predicted model, not a curated record. The coding region runs from base 104 to 2632 and encodes 842 amino acids. Gene Ontology annotation, cellular component: plasma membrane. Gene Ontology annotation, biological process: protein processing.